CGGGGCUGGAGUCACUCGCGAAAACACUCCCCCCUCAACGGCUGGUUGUCCUUUCGGAAAAAGCGAUGGGCGCGAAGGUUCCCGUGAUCGGUUUGGCCACACCUGCCAGCUGUCUACCGCCUGCUGCCCUCUGGCUCCAGCACAGAAACUCCAGGUGUCCAUGACGAGGCGCGCCCGGUUGGACCUGUCGGAUGUGUUUGGUGGCGGCUGUGACGCCACGUGGCAGGCAUUGACCAAGCCGCUUGGUCAUCACAACGUGCAAGUAGUCGAGGUUGCCCACCCCCCUCCCCUCCUCCUUCAGCGCUGGUGUGGUAAGCAGUGAAGGUCAUGCAGGGAAGGGAAAUGUUCCCUUCUUUUUGUUAUCUCCACAAGUAGCAAAGCGUUUCAGUCAAGGACACGUGGAGGAGGAGGAGGAGGAGGAAGAGGAUUCGAUCUUGUGAUCUGUCGUAUGCGCAUGUGGUUUUGUGCAUCCUGGCUAUGGAGAGGAGGAGAUGGCAAAUUUUGCUGCCUCGGGCUGCCCAUUGAGAGCGGCAGAUAUUAUUUGCUAUUGUAAAGUUGUGCAUAGUGUGUGGGCAUUUGCUGUAUGGACAUCAUGUUGUCAUGCUGCUGCAUGCAGUGAUGUGCUUCUUGAGCACUGAAGAAAACACUCCAAGGGUGUGAACAAUUUUGGACCUGGGAAGCUGAACCGAAUAGCUGUCUGUGCUCUUGAAAACUCCCAGGAAAAAAAAAAAAAAAAAAAAAAAAAAAAAAAAAAAAAAAAGCACUUUCGGCGUGUGUGGAAACCGCCGUUGGACCUGGGAAGUGGAAACGGAUAUAGCAAGAAAGAUGCAGAUCUUCGUACGGGAGCCUUGGAGUGGGAGAAGCAUGCUGCUGCCCGUGGAUGAGAGGCUAACGGUCAGGUUGCUUAAGCGGAAGGCAAUGGCAAUGGCAGCAGCACUGGCCGGCACUGCUGGUGCUCCUCCGGGAACCCCCUUUCCUACUCCCCAGAGCGGUGCAGAAUGUCUUCUUCUUGAAGAUGACGUCUCCCUUUUUUAUGGGGGCAAGCGGCUGCAGGAGGAGCUGCUGCUUCUCCGGGGCGGCCUCCUCCUCCUUGGGAACCUGAGCACAGUCGAGCUGCGGCUUCCACUGCGAGGCGGCGGCGGAGAUGGGGGUGCCACCGGCGCGGAGUCGCGCGACUGCUAUCUGAAGAUGUACGCUGAGAAGAAACCGGAUAAGGUGGACCCCAAGGAUGCACGGCUGGCCAAAUGGUCGCGUUGCUGUCUGACGUCGGAAGGCUUGCAGCCGCCGUGCGCCAUCGACUACCUUGGGAACCUGUUCAACAAGGAGAACGUCGUGCGCGGUCUUGUGGAGAAAUCCCUCCCAAGCGCCCUUGGGCACGUUCAGAGUCUGAAGGACAUCAUCACCCUUCAGCUCACAGAAAACCACAGCAAUGUAGGAGGAAGGGAGAUGGUGGAAAACCGGUCUUUUUGCUGUCCCAUCUCUGGGGUCGAUUUCAAUGGAAUGUUUAAGUUUGUGGCACUCGCCGCAUGUGGACAUGCGCUAAGCUCCCGUGCUCUGAAGGAGCUCAAGGCCACAGCCUGUCCAGUCUGCUCAAAGCCCUUUGAAGAGACAGAUCAGAUCGUAAUCAACGGUAGUGAGGAGGAGGUCCGAGUGCUGAGGGACAGGCUUCAGGAACGGAAGGAGAGGAUGAAGAUGGCUAAGAAGGAGAACAAGAAGAAGAGGAGAGAGGGUAGGGAAGAAAGGGAAGAAGCCACAACUCUCGGUGACAAGGACAGAGGAGGAGAUGCACAAAGCCGCAAGAUGGAAGACAAGGCACGGACAGACCACAAUGACAGGACUCUGCUUAGGCUGAGGAAGAAUUAUGAUGGUGCACCUGCUGCUUCUGCCGCUGCUACUGCUUCUGCUGCUUCUGCUGCUUCUGCUGCUGCUGCUGCUGUCAGUGGAGGAGGCCUUGCAAAGGGGAAAGUGGGAAGCAGAGGGGAGCGAGAGAGAGGUAAAGGGGUGGAAAUCGCACCUGCUGCCAAGCGGUUUAAAGCUGUCGAUAAUUUGCCGCAGCAUGCAACGAAGGAGGUGUAUGCUUCAAUCUUUAAUUCAUCGGUUAGACCGGAUGCCGUGGCUGAGACUUAUUCCUGCAGAUCACUGCCAAUUGGCAGGAACUGAAGAAAGGACCUCCUCAGGAAGGCCUGGGGUCCUAUGUCUACUCUUUGUGUUGCUCUUGUAAAUAAUUUUCACCCCACAUGAAGUCUCCCAUUCUCGUCCGCUCUUUUAUCCUUCCUAGCAAUGUAUUGAAUUUGUAUUCCUUCAUUGCUUCAGGGCCUGCUAGGAUCAGCCCACCCUCCAAGCCCGCAGAGUCUGCUUGUUUGCUUUGUACUACUAUCGUUUCGCUCUCUCAUUGCUCUCUCUCUUUGCUGUUGCCUGGCCCGGGUUUCCCUCUCUUUGUUUCUCUUCGCAAUUUUUUUAUUAUUAUCUUCCGCUGCUCUCUCUCUCUCUCUCUCUCUCUCUCUCUCUCUCUCUCUCUCUCUCUCUCUCUCUCUCUCUCUCUCUCUCUCUCUCUCUCUCAUUUGAACUGUCGAUUUGCUUUCUUGUUGUCUGUGCGGCAUCGGAAUAAACAUUUCUUCAUGUC
Molecule: messenger RNA, 2623 nt
Organism: Chara braunii
Lineage: Eukaryota; Viridiplantae; Streptophyta; Charophyceae; Charales; Characeae
Source: the annotation of a GenBank genome assembly